Messenger RNA from Aspergillus caelatus, 1662 nucleotides. Its product is annotated as MDR family MFS transporter. The record is from RefSeq and is a predicted model, not a curated record. Gene Ontology annotation, molecular function: transmembrane transporter activity. Gene Ontology annotation, biological process: transmembrane transport. NCBI's taxonomy places the organism in Eukaryota, Fungi, Ascomycota, Eurotiomycetes, Eurotiales, Aspergillaceae. Bases 1 to 1662 code for a protein of 553 amino acids. The transcript has 4 exons.
AUGUUGCAUUUACCAGACAGCCAACGGUUUGCGCUCUCUGUUUUUGCUUUGUCAUUGACAUGCCUAACGUCGGCGUUGAGCGCAACUACCGUUAGCAACGCUCUCCCGGCUAUCGUUGGCGACCUUGGCGCAAGCGAUACGGAAGCAUUCUGGGUGGGCACGUCGUUCUUACUAUGCUCCACUGUUUUCCAGCCAUCAUUUGCUAUAUUUUCUCAUAUUUUCGGCAGAAGGCCACUGUUUGUGAUUGCAUUCUUAUUCUAUAUAGUUGGCUCUGCGCUUGCUGCCGGGGCGAGUAAUUUUGAUGUCUUGCUUGCUGCACGCUCCCUUCAAGGGGCUGGGGGAGGCGGUCUUAUCACUCUGAGUGAAAUCCUGAUUGUCGAUCUGGCUCCCCUCAGAGAGCGAGGGAAAUGGCUCGGGCUCAUCAGCCUUAUGUGGGCUGUAGGAAGCGUGUCAGGUCCUCUAGUGGGUGGUGCCCUCGCUCAUAGAGGACGUUGGAGAUGGAUCUUUGCCCUCAACCUACCUCCAGCUUGCCUGUCACUUGGUGUCAUCUAUGCGACCGUCAACCAUAAAUCAGGGGCUAGUGAGUUAAAGCAGGCCAUAUACCGCGUGGAUUGGAUAGGGUUUGGUCUGUUUAUCCCUUCCAUGACCAGCCUUUUGGUCCCUGUUUCCUGGGGUGGGGAAAUGUUCCCAUGGUCGAGUUGGCAUACUCUCGUCCCAUUGUUCCUGGGAGUGCUUGGUCUCAUAAUCUUUACAUCUUAUGAGAUAUGGGUUGCGCCCCGGCCCUUUCUACUUCGAAGUAUCUUCCGUGAUCGGAAUGCGAAAGUGAUUUACUUCCAGACAUUCUUCCAUGGUAUAGUGGUGCUCGCAAUGUUUUAUUAUCUCCCACUUUAUUAUCAAGCUGUCAAGGGAUACUCGCCGGUAAUGUCCGGUGUUGCUCUCCUCCCUAUGAUGUGCCCAAUGAGUAUUUCGGCAGGUCUUGUAGGUGUCGCCAUGACGAUCAGUGGCCGCUACCGAUGGGCGCUCUGGACUGGUUGGGUCUUCACUACGACUGGGGUUGGCCUUCUUUACCUUUUGAACGCCAAUUGUCCCAUCUUUCGAUGGGUUCUUAUCAGCCUCGUUUGUGGCAUCGGCAUGGGCUCUCUUUUCACCAGCAUGAAUCUUGCAAUACAAGCCAACACCGCCGAGAACGAGCAAUCCCAUGCCCUUGGAUUCUUCGCCUUCUUUCGCACAUUGGGUCAAACGAUCGGUGUCGCCAUCGGAGGGAGCAUUUUCCACAAUAUAUUCGAGAAAAAUCUCCCUGCCGAUCUGGGGAUUCUUGACUUAACCAAAGGUGGCAGAAUCGACGCAGAACCGCUAGUCGAGGUGGAAAAAGCACUACCAGAGAGUGAUCCUCGCAAAGCGAAGAUUAUUCACGCCUAUGUGGAGGCCUUAAGAAUGAUAUGGAUCGUCCUGUGCGCCUUCUCCGCUGCGUCAUUAUUGAUCAGCUUCUUUACCAAAGCUUACACCUUAGGGACAGGUGCGGGUAGGUCGGUUAGCUUCGACACCGAGCACGGCCAUCUCGAUCCCCCGGAUGUAGGGAAUGAAAAAGCGGAUCGUGCCGAGUCUGGAGAGUCUGGACCGCAGAAUGUGGGGCUGGAUUCAAGGAAAGAGGACGAACUUUGA